Messenger RNA from Globicephala melas (long-finned pilot whale), 1131 nucleotides. RefSeq names its product melanoma antigen preferentially expressed in tumors-like. NCBI's taxonomy places the organism in Eukaryota, Metazoa, Chordata, Mammalia, Artiodactyla, Delphinidae. The record is from RefSeq and is a predicted model, not a curated record. Gene Ontology annotation, cellular component: cytoplasm.
AUGGACCAAAAGACCACAGUCACCCUCCUUGAGCUUGCUGCAAAGAGUCUGCUGAAUAAUGAGCCUGCAGCUAUCCAUGCCCUGGACGAAAUCCCAAGAGACCUCUUUGUUCCAUUGUUCAACGCUGCCUUCUCCGGUGGGCAUAAGAUGAUCCUAAAGGCAAUGGUGAGGGUUUGGCCUUUUCGCUGUCUCCAUAUUGGGUCAUUGAACACACGGGAAUCAUACUAUGACAUCUUGGAAGCCAUGAUUGAUGGUCUGCAGAUCCUCUCUGCCCAGAACUCUUCCUCUUGUAAGAUUCAGCAGAAUGUUGGGUCCUUGCACGUCUGCUGCAGAGAUUUGCAAAUCGAUAGAAUGUCUGGGCACAAAAGUAUCCUGCAGUUUCUGGAUCUGGGGUGCAUUGAGAACCUGGAAGUGGAUCAGGCUAAUCUGAGUGAAGUCAUCACCCUUUUGGCUCAGGUGAUCCACCUGAACAGCCUUACUCUGUGUAACAUCCCCUUUAAAACUUAUAAUAGAAGGAAAUUCAGAUCUUUUCUCCUCUGCCUUGGGCGGCUGGACCAUCUCCAGGAGCUCAGCUUGUCUUUCUUCUGCCUCACAGAUCAACUGCACAAACUGCUCAGAGUUGUGCCACCUCAGUUGGAUUCACUGUAUCUACCUCACUGUCACCUUUCUCACAGAGAUGUCACUGUCCUGUCCCAGAGCUCUCAGGCCACCCACCUAAGGGUAUUGAGUCUCAGUAACAACCACAUCUUCUCAGAAGUUUAUGAGCCCUUCCAGGCUCUGCUGGAGAAGGUCUCAAGCACCCUGCAACAUCUGGUGAUAAACAAUUGUAUGAUAACUGAUUCUACUCUCUCUGCCAUCCUCCCAGCCCUGAGCCACUGUACUCAGCUCCAUGUCCUUAGCUUUGCCUUCAAUCCCAUUACAAUGCCUGUGCUCAAGAGCCUUCUGCAGCACUUGACUUCCUUGAUGAAGCUGAAGCAUGUGAUUUAUCCUGUCCCUGUCCAUUGCUACGAGGAAUGGAUUUUUCAUGACCGUUUGGACCGACAGAAACUUGCUGAAGUUCAGGCUCAGUUGGAAGCGAUGCUGCACGGGGCACAGAGGAACGACAUGAAAUGGGUCAGUUGUUCAGAGUGA